AAACCCGCGAGCUGAACGGCAAGGCAGACGAGCCUAACACUGAAUGCGGUUCACCGUUACCAAAAACAUGAGCAUCGUCUUUACCUUUUGCUUGCCAAAAAUAAACCGUGUGCCCCAAUCGCCUAGCUAACGUUGCUUCUGAAACAUGAGCAUCAUGGUCAUUUGCUACAGUUUUUCCUAUUUUCCAUUAUUACGCUAUCUCGCUGUAGGAGUUUUUCUGCCUUGCUUUCUGACGUUCUCCGUUGCUUCGCUUUCUUCGCAUACGGGGAAACAUCGGAGUAUAGCAACUACUAUUUCUGGUUUUUUUUUCUUUUGGCGCGGUGAAAGGAGCGAUGAAUGCGAUGGGGGUUUCUUACAUGCAUUCAACACAGUAAAGCGAAAAAUAAAAGUAGGAUGGAGCAAGUGUAGAAAAUAGUAUUAGGAUUAUUUAAAUACUCGAUGAAUUGCAAAAAUAAAAAAAAGGAAAAAAAA
Bipolaris sorokiniana ND90Pr is the source of this 471-nucleotide messenger RNA. RefSeq lists its product as uncharacterized. The record is from RefSeq and is a predicted model, not a curated record. The transcript has a single exon. Bases 146 to 415 code for a protein of 89 amino acids. NCBI's taxonomy places the organism in Eukaryota, Fungi, Ascomycota, Dothideomycetes, Pleosporales, Pleosporaceae.